This is a messenger RNA of Myotis brandtii (Brandt's bat), 258 nucleotides long. RefSeq names its product superoxide dismutase [Mn], mitochondrial-like. The annotation marks the transcript as partial. The record is from RefSeq and is a predicted model, not a curated record. Gene Ontology annotation, biological process: superoxide metabolic process. NCBI's taxonomy places the organism in Eukaryota, Metazoa, Chordata, Mammalia, Chiroptera, Vespertilionidae. The transcript has a single exon. Gene Ontology annotation, molecular function: superoxide dismutase activity; metal ion binding. Gene Ontology annotation, cellular component: mitochondrion.
CUGGUGCCAGCUCUGGGGACCCUGGGCUCCCGGCGGAAGCACACCCUCCCCGACCUGCCGUACGACUAUGGCGCCCUGGAGCCUCACAUCAGCGGCCAGAUCAUGCAGCUGCACCACAGCAAGCACCACGCGGCCUAUGUGAACAACCUGAACGCCACGGAGGAGAAGUACCAAGAGGCCCUGGCCAAGGGUGACGUCACAACUCAGGUAGCUCUUCAGCCUGCGCAGAAGUUCAACGGAGGAGGCCAUAUCAAUCAU